GCAUGCCAGCAUGGGAUUGCCACCGGCGUUGAAUGUAACAAAGGCUAAAGUGGGCAAAUUCGAGAUAAUUAAACCGAACAAAACAUCCAGUGCAGCUUUGGAGGUUACAAGAGGUGGAAGCUCUUCCAUCAAAAUCUGUUCAUCAACAGAAUGAAGUGCAUUUUCAGCUAAACAAUAUGCCAACGAAUCUGCAGUUCUAAGAACGUAAGCAAAACUACAAAACAAAGCAGAUUGGGCUAAAUGAAGUAUAUCGUCAAAGAAGAGACCAUGUAUAGGAGAUUGAGCAGGGCUUCCAUUCAGUAUCUCAAUUGUGUUUAAGUUGUCACUCUUCACUUGAAGCCUGUGUAAUCCAUCAGAGAUGGCAAGAUCAAUCCCAUCCUUUGCUGCCUCGGCUUCUGCUAUGUUUGAGUCCCAUGAAGGCUUUGAGCCGGUUACAUGCUGCCAGCUUUCCUUCACAGCUAUGUCCAUACCAAUUAGGCCACUUGACUGAAGCCUGAAGGAACCUUUUCCCCCUUUUUCAUUAAAUUGUUUUCAGACUGAACCUAUAGCAGCAAGAAUGUGAAAGUAAAUUAUUUUGGUGGGAUUGCAAUUGGGGUAUGGCAUAUCUCUCUUUGUGGAUAUGAAAAUUGCAAAACUUGAAAUUCAGGAAUGAAAGUCUCCAUGUAAAAUUUCAUUAUAUUUUUGUUUGAUAGCAAUUAGAUGGGGUUUUAUGCCAUUCUUAAGUUUAUUUUUCGCUGUGCUUGCUUUCAAAUGUAGCUUAAUUUCUGUGGUGGUUUGCCUUUUUUUCUCACAGCUCCCCUAUGUAAGUAAUGUACAAGUAGAGCCAAUUGUUAUACAAAUUGAUAGGCUUGAUUUGGUUCUGGAGGAGAAUCGUGAUGUGGACACAUGCAGCGUCUCCAACAGCACCCAGUCAUCUACUGGCUCCAAUAAGGCUAGUGGCUAUGGAUUUGCUGAUAAGAUUGCAGAUGGAAUGACAAUUCAGGUUAGCACUGUCAAUCUUCUUCUUGAAACACGUGGGGGUGCUCGACAUGAGGGUGCUGCUGCUUGGGCAUCACCUCUAGCAUCUAUCACCAUACGCAACCUUCUAUUAUACUCAACAAAUGAAAAUUGGCAGGUUGUAAAUCUUAAGGAAGCACGUGACUUCUCCAAUAACAAAGGGUUUAUAUAUGUGUUCAAGAAAAUUGAAUGGGAGUCUCUAUCCUUUGAUCUCCUGCCUCAUCCUGAUAUGUUUGCCGAUGCUAGUUUAGCACGUUCUCAAGGAGGUUCAACUCAUAGAGAAGAUGAUGGUGCAAAGCGAGUUUUCUUUGGUGGAGAACGCUUUUUGGAAGGAAUAUCAGGAGAAGCUCAUAUUACAGUACAGAGGACUGAACAAAACAAUCCCCUUGGACUUGAGGUUCAAUUACAUAUUACAGAAGCUGUCUGUCCUGCAUUAAGUGAACCAGGACUCCGAGCUCUUUUGCGCUUCAUGACUGGAUUAUAUGUGUGUCUAAAUAGAGGAGAUGUGGAUCUGAAGGCUCAGCAGCGAUCUACAGAAGCAGCAGGAUGUUCACUAGUCUCUAUUCUUGUAGAUCACAUUUUUUUCUGCAUUAAAGAUGCUGAGUUCCAGCUUGAGCUCUUGAUGCAGUCACUUCUCUUUUCUCGGGCAACAGUUUCUGAUGGAGAAGUUGCUAAUAACUUGACUAAGGUUAUGAUUGGUGGACUGUUCUUAAGGGACACAUUUUCACACCCUCCGUGUACUUUGGUGCAACCAUCCAUGGAAGCUGUCACAGAAAAUGAUGUGCAGAUUCCUGCCUUUGCUAAGAAUUUUUGCCCCCCAAUAUAUCCUCUGGGAGACCAGCAAUGGCAGCUAAGUAUAGGUACUCCUUUGAUAUGCCUUCACUCACUCCAGGUCAAGCCUUCUCCAGUCCCGCCAUCUUUUGCUUCAGAAACUGUUAUUGCUUGCCAGCCUCUUAUGAUUCACCUCCAGGAAGAGUCAUGUUUGCGGAUAUCUUCCUUCUUAGCUGAUGGAAUUGUUGUCAGUCGUGGAGAUGUUUUACCUGAUUUUUCAGUAAAUUCCUUAAUGCUCAUUCUCAAGGAAUUAGAUGUCACUGUUCCUCUGGACAUCAGUAAAUUAGAUAAUCCAACUGCCAACAAGAAUUCAAUUGCCCAGAAUUCCUUUACUGGAGCAAGGCUUCAGAUUAAGAACUUGUUCUUCUCUGAGUCGCCUUCCUUAAAACUCAGGCUGCUAAAGCUGGAGAAGGAUCCUGCUUGCUUCUGUCUGUGGCCAGGUCAGCCUAUUGAUGCAAGCCAGAAGAAAUGGACUGUUGGAGCAUCACACCUUGGUUUGUCUCUUGAAACAUCUCUUAGGUCUACUGAGAAACUGAAUUCUCAUGGGUUGCCUUCAGGCUUGUGGACAUGUGUUGAACUAAAAGAUGCUUCUAUUGAGGUAGCCAUGGUAACUGCUGAUGGAAGUCCAUUAACAAAUGUUCCUCCUCCUGGAGGUGUUGUCAGAGUAGGUGUUGCUUGUCAACAUUAUUUGUCUAAUACUUCCGUUGAGCAGUUAUUUUUUGUCCUGGAUCUUUAUGCUUACCUGGGCAUAGUUGGUGAAAAGAUUGCCUCAGUUGGCAAAAAUAGGAGACCGAAGAGCAGUGGGAAUGAAUCUUCUAGUGGUAGGCUAAUUGAUAAGGUUCCUUGUGAUACUGCAGUAAGCCUGGCGGUGAAUCUACUUCAGCUUAGGUUUCUAGAAUCUUCCACCAUAAAUGUUGAGGGAAUGCCUCUGGUUCAAUUUAUAGGAGAUGAUCUUUUCAUCAAAGUAGCUCAUAGAACCCUUGGUGGCGCCAUUGCUGUGUCAUCCACUUUACACUGGCAAACUGUCCAGGUGGAUUGUAUAGAGACAGAGGGAAGCUUGGUACGUGAAAAUGGCACAAUUUUAACUUCUAUUGCAAAUGGUUUGUCCACAAAUGGUUGUCCUCAACUAAGAGCUGUCUUUUGGGUACAUAACCAGAAACAUCAACAAAAUGGUAUAGCUCAGGCAAUUCCAUUUCUGGAUAUUAACAUAGUACAUGUUAUUCCAUUUAGUGAACGUGAUAAAGAGUGCCAUAGUUUAAGUGUGUCAGCCUGUAUUUCUGGUAUUCGCCUUGGUGGUGGAAUGAACUAUGCUGAAACCCUGUUGCAUCGAUUUGGAAUGCUUGGGCCUGAUGGGGGGCCUGGAGAAGGUCUCUCUAAAGGAUUAAAGAACUUAUCAACAGGGCCGCUAUCAAAACUUUUCAAGCCAUCACCUCUUGCUGUUGAUUUAGGAGAAGAUAAAUCUUCAGGAAAUGGGAAAGAUGGUGGAUUUUUGCACUUGGAAAUGCCUGAUGAUGUGGAUGUGUGUAUAGAAUUGAAAGAUUGGUUAUUUGCUCUUGAGGGUGCACAAGAAAUUGCAGAAAGGUGGUGGUUUUCCAACCAUGGUGAUGUGGGCAGAGAAGAGAGGUGCUGGCACACAACUUUCCAAAGUCUGUUAGUAAAAGCGAAAAACAUCCCAAGUUAUGAACUUAAUGGAAAAGGGAAGUCACAUGGAAGACCAAAAUAUCCAGUUGAAUUGGUCACAGUUGGUGUGGAAGGCUUGCAGAUCUUGAAGCCACUGGGACAAAAGGGCAUUUCUGUGUCUGAGAAUGGGAUGAAACAAGUUGAGACGGGUGGAGGGAUAAAUCUUGAAGCUCAAAUGGUGAUGUCUGGGGGAGAUAUUGAUGAUGAGAUGUCCACAUGGGUAGUGGAGAACUUGAAAUUCUCUGUUAAACAACCGAUUGAGGCUGUUGUGACCAAAGAUGAGCUGCAGCACCUUGCUUUGUUGUGCAAGUCUGAAGUUGAUGCAAUGGGUCGGAUAGCUGCUGGGAUCAUCAAGCUCCUCAAAUUGGAGCGUUCAAUUGGCCAGGCAACCAUAUACCAGCUCAGCAACCUAGGAAGCGAGAGUUUUGACCAAAUUUUCUCCCCGAAAAGGGUUAGUUGUACUACCCCUCCAUCUCCACAAACGAUUAGCGAUAUUUCUGUGACAGCAUUGGAAUCGACAGUUUGUUCGCUUGAGGAGGCAGUUUUGGAGUCGCAAGCUAAAUGUUCUACCCUUAUAAAUGAUAUAUCAGCUUCAGAGUCCUCCGUACAGUAUCUUGCCGAAAUCAAACAAUUAAGUCAGAAGCUUGAGAGAAUGCAGAAUUUAAUGAAGCAAUUAAAGACUCAAAUUUAAUUUGCCUUAUCCAUGUUAUUUUCAACAUGUGCAAUUUUGGGAUCAUAUGGUAUACUUAAAUUCUUUUCUUGUAUAUAGGUAUAGAAUCAUAGAUGCAGGUUGAGCGUUGUGGCGACGAGGCAGAAAUGGAAGCCCGUUCAUUUGUAGUAAAACAAAUUUUGUAUCCUGUGAGAUGACAUUUUCGUUGUGAAUUAUAGUUCACAAACAUGUUUUUAUUGUAAGUUCAAGUUUGUUCUAAUAAUUUGAAUUGCCGUGUUAUUCUUUUC
Messenger RNA from Manihot esculenta (cassava), 4464 nucleotides. RefSeq lists its product as uncharacterized. The record is from RefSeq and is a predicted model, not a curated record. Bases 710 to 4198 code for a protein of 1162 amino acids. Lineage: Eukaryota; Viridiplantae; Streptophyta; Magnoliopsida; Malpighiales; Euphorbiaceae. The transcript has 19 exons.